AAUGUAGGUCCCUAGCCCUUGUUUUAAUCAAGUUCUGAAGCUGGAACUGAAUCACUCAAAUAUGAUUAUGAAAGUAAUAAAAUAAAAAAGCUGUCUGGGCGCCAUCAAAGCAACUCUACGCAUUUGUGAGUAUUGCAGUCAACAUGGUGAUUUAACAAUGCCCUAGUGACUAUGUUUCAUCGGUUAGGAUCAUCAAGAACUUCACUUUCUCUAUCUACAUUGAAUUUCCUUGAACAAACUAAUCCGCAAACUCUAUAGAGUAUCCAAAAUAUCCCCAUAGUGUCCAAACCUUGUCCAAAAAAUUAAGAAUUGACAUGAUAAUAAAAAAUUAUCUUCGAUUGGGAUAUAAAACGACCCGAAACGCUGCAGGUAGAGGCACAAUUCAUUUACACUUCGUAAAAUGAAGAGGUUCUUGGUUCUGCUCGUGCUAAUAAUUUUGUUGCUUGAGGAAAAUCAGAUUUUAGCAAAUGUAAGGAAAGAUUUUUGUGAGUCCAUUUCCUUGCCAAUAAAAUGUGAUCGGACAUCAAAAUAUCGACAAAUUAAUGGUAGAUGUAAUAAUUUAAUAAAUCCGUAUUUGGGAGCUGCAAAUACAAGGCUAAGCCGGCUUAUGAGAUCUAGAUACUCAGAUGACAUUUCAGCACCUCCUAAAUCUGUUAAAGGAGGUGAUUUACCAAGUGCUAGAUUGAUAUCGCUGACUGCAUUUAGUGACAAUAACGUUCCGAACGUAAAGUUCACGCAAGCCUUUAUGCAAUUUGCACAGUUAAUUGCACAUGAUGUGUCAUUUACUUUAGCAGCUCCAACGCAACGUGGAUGCUGUCGAGAUAAUGGAUUACUCGUGCCAAAACCGGAUAAAAGUUGCUUAUACAUUCCAGUGCCGAGAACUGACAAUAUUCAUUCAGGAAUGACAUGUAUGGAAUUUACAAGAUCUUUAACGGAUAAUGAUGUGAAUUGUCCCAAUUAUCCAAAAGGAUAUCCAUCAGAACAAAUUAAUGGAGCCACAGCAAGCAUGGAUUUAUCUCAAGUUUAUGGAGUUAGCCAUGAGAAUCUGAAGAAAUUACGUUCAUUUAAGAAUGGUCAGCUCGGAGUAGAAAGUCGUUUCAAUUCAACCUUUCCAUUGCAGGAACCAAACGCCAGUAAAGAAUGCUUCAUUCAAGCACCACGCGAGACAUGCUAUCGUAGUGGUGAUUCAAGGCUUAAUCAGAAUCCUGAGCUGUCAAUCAUUCAUAUUUUAUUUAUCAGGGAGCACAACAGGAUUGCUAAGGAACUGCAAAAGCUUAACCCACGAUGGUCAGACGAGAUUCUGUUUCAAGAAUCUAGACGUAUCAACAUUGCUCAAUUCCAAAAUAUUGCCUUUUAUGGAUGGUUCACUUCAGUCGUGGGUGCUAAGAAUGUAAAGACUCUUGGCUUCUUUUAUCAGCCAUCAGGCAAUGAAUAUGCAAAUGAUUAUGAUGCAAAAUUAGAUCCCAGCAUAUACAAUGAGUUUACUGCUGGAUUAUUUAGGUUACUUCAUACAAUGAUUGACGGACAUUUGAGAAAGCUAUCUGAAAAUCAAAAACUCGAAGAAAUCGUGAGACUGUCUGAAACGUUCCAUCGACCAAAAUUCAUAGAAGGUCAGGGAAGUUUUGAUAGCUUCUUAAGAGGAAUGGUAGCUCAGCCAGCACAAGCAUUUGACAGCAAUUAUGAUGCUGAAGUUCGUUCGUAUUUAUUCAAACGACGAAAAAUUUAUGGUGGUGAUUUGAAGGCACUGGAUAUUCAACGAGGCCGUGAUCAUGGACUUCCUAGCUAUAAUGAUUUAAGAAACUUUUGUGGACUUCCUAGAGCUACAAAGUGGGAAGAUUUUGGUGAUUAUAUAGCUUUAUCGGACAUCAACAACUUGAAGAAAGUUUAUGCGGAUGUUGAUGAUGUUGAUAUGAACGUAGGAUCAUCACUUGAAAAGCCUUAUGCACCUGGAAUAACCAUAGGAAUCACAUAUACAUGCAUCCUUAAAAUACAAGUCAAAGCUUUUCGUUCUGGUGAUCGUUUUUGGUUUGAAAAUAAUGAUCCAGCAGCUAGAUUCACUCCAAAUCAGUUAGCAGAGAUCAGAAAAGCUAGUUUUUCAAGGAUAAUAUGUGACAAUACAGAAAGCAUCUUUAAAGUUCCUCAAAAUGUAUUCCUGAUAACAAAUGAUGUGAAUAAUACUUAUGUGAAGUGUUCUGAUGUUCCGAAAGUUGAUUUGUCAUUGUUUAAGGAAUAAACGCGGCACUAAUGAAGAAUAAAUGAAGUUUUUAAAAAUAA
Molecule: messenger RNA, 2274 nt
Organism: Chironomus riparius
Lineage: Eukaryota; Metazoa; Arthropoda; Insecta; Diptera; Chironomidae
Source: the annotation of a GenBank genome assembly